Messenger RNA from Ogataea polymorpha, 3733 nucleotides. RefSeq lists its product as uncharacterized. Gene Ontology annotation, biological process: calcineurin-mediated signaling; fungal-type cell wall organization. The coding region runs from base 1 to 1689 and encodes 562 amino acids. The record is from RefSeq and is a predicted model, not a curated record. Gene Ontology annotation, cellular component: calcineurin complex; cytoplasm. Lineage: Eukaryota; Fungi; Ascomycota; Pichiomycetes; Pichiales; Pichiaceae. Gene Ontology annotation, molecular function: calmodulin binding; calmodulin-dependent protein phosphatase activity. The transcript has a single exon.
AUGAGCCCGCUCCAGAACCUCAAGGCGCACGAAAACUCGGUGAAGAUCGAAAACGCGCUGCGCCACGUAAAGAAGCGCGACGAGGCCCCUGCGCCGGGCGACCCUACCGUGUAUGUCGACGAGCAGGGCGAAACGUUUAUCACUACCGACCGCAUCGUCAAGACCAUCAGCCCUCCAUCGUUCCGCAUUCCUGCGGACUCUGAAGUGUUCCCGGACGGGAAAAACCCAGACUACAAGUUUCUGAUGCACCACUUCAAGCAGGAAGGAAGAUUGUCCGAACACCAGCUCACGUACAUUCUCCAGGAGUCGGCCGCGAUUUUCGAGCAGGAACCGAACAUGCUCAAGGUGCCCUGUCCGGCAACCGUGGUGGGCGACAUCCACGGCCAGUAUUACGACCUGUGCAAGAUGCUCAACAUGUGCGGCGACCCAGCCAAGACACAGUACUUAUUUCUGGGAGACUACGUCGACCGUGGCGACUACUCGAUGGAAUGUCUGAUUCUGCUGCUGGCCAUGAAAAUCAACUUUCCCAAGUCGUUCUGGAUUCUCCGAGGAAACCACGAGACCAAACGCAUGACCGAGCACUUCACGUUCAAGCGCGAGUGUGCCGUCAAGUACUCGCUAGCCAUCUACAGGGAGGCGCUCAACACUUUCAAGAUGAUGCCCUUCUGCGCGGUGCUGAACGACCAGUUUUUCUGCUGCCACGGCGGGCUCUCGCCCGAGCUCGAGAGGCUCAGCGAUAUCAGCAAAAUCAACAGAUUCAGAUACGAUUUCCCGUCCCGAGGACUUUUCAGCGACAUCAUGUGGUCGGACCCGGCUCCCGAGUACGACACCGAAGUCCUCUCGCCCACAGACUACGACUCCUACUUCAGAGACAAUUACGAGCGCCACUGCUCGUACUACUACUCGUACCAUGCUGUGUGCCACUUUCUCGAGAAAAAUAAUCUAUUGAGUGUCAUAAGAGCGCACCAAGCGCAGGACGCGGGUUACAGAAUGUACCGCAAGAACGAGGCCACCGGGUUCCCCUCGGUGAUCACCUUGUUUUCCGCCCCGAACUAUUGCGGUACCUAUAGAAACAAGGCUGCGGCCCUGAUCUACGACGGCUCCACGUUCAACAUCAAGCAGUUUGUGGCGACCGAUUCGCCCUACCAUCUGCCGGACUUCAUGGACGUUUUCGAGUGGUCGCUGCCGUUUGUGUCGGAAAAAGUGCUUGACAUCCUCGUUUCCAUCCUCAACAUUUGCACAGAGGACGAGCUCGAGGAGGAGACCGUCGUGGCGCGCGACGUGGUCAAGUCGCUGCGGGACGUACCCGAGACGUCUCCGGAAACCACGCUGGCCGCCGUCACGGGGCCAGCAACCGGCGUGUCGCCGCUCGAGGCACGUGCCUCGCUGCGCAAGAAGCUGCUCUCGAUCGGCCGCAUGUCGCGCAUGUUUAACAUCCUGCGCGAGGAGGCCGAGAAAGUUGAGCAUCUCAAGAUUUACUCGGGCGGCAAAUUGCCCCGUGGCGUGCUAAUGGACGGCCGCGAGGAGCUGCACAACAGACUAAAGUCGUUCUCGGAGGCCCGAGAGGCAGAUCUCCAGAACGAAGCGUUGCCGCCGUCUGCCGAGGAGCUCGAGAGGAUCGAAGAAGAGCGCCAGCGGAAGGCCAGAGAGUACAUCGAGGGCGCGGAUCAGUGGUCUCACAGCGCAUAGCAUUUUUCCAAAUGGGACCUGUCGUUGCCCCACCACUCCGGAAACUGAGCUGCCGUCUUGGACCCGAACAGCAGCGCAAUGACAAGGUUGGCAAGGUUGAAGCCCGUGUCGAACGCUGCUGCCAGGACAUAGUUGUAUUUCUGGAACCAUUGAUGCUGGUAUUUGUACAGGUAAUGCAUAGUGAAGGUGCCAAUGAGGAAUUGCGUAAAGUAGCCUGUGCUGAUGUUGCCAUAGAACUUGGACAUGGACGCAAAUAGGAUGGUAACGUUGAACUUUUUUGCAAGCCGCCAGGGCGUGUGCUUUGCCAUCCAGAACACCGCCAAGGGUGCUAUGCUACCAACCAGAAAUCCCAGAGGCAGAUACGGAUAGUGCUCAAACACCCGUUUGGGGCCGAGAACAACGUACUGGAUUGCGUUGCUGUUGUAGUUUGUCAACACCUGGCCGGUCCAUUGGCGCAUCGGGUCGCUUUUCAGACCUUUGAGGAAGUCGUACUUGGACUUCACCACCCAACGCAGCGACAUGUAAUUGAACGGCACGCCUAUGAGAUCGCCAAAGAUCUGCGAAAAGAAAACAAGUCUAGGCGGUAUGUCGUUGUAGAUUCCAAUUUUCUGGUCCUGGAGAAUGUACUGGGCACGGUACCAGCAGUUUCCCGCAAUGGCCCCGUAGAAAGCUGCUCCACAGGGAUGUUUGCCACUUGUGCCCGAGAAAAAUGGCGUCUGCAUCAUCAGACCGUACACCAGCUCGUUGACCGUGCCGAUCUCCACCUGGAAGUUGGAGAUCGCGUACAAAUAUGCCAUCGGAGUCACUAUUAUUGACCCAAUUAUCAACGCCACGAUAUACGUUUUCCAGGGAAUAAACAGCUCAUCUGUGGCCAGAAGAAUGGACGACAGCAGCACAAAGCUGACCAAAAACAGGGUCAAAAACCAGCUGUUGGGCACCUCAUCGUAUCGCGCAUACGAUUUGCUGAUUCUGUCUGCGUAGCGGUUUGUCAGUGGAUCUUUGAAUUUUUGGCGCAGCUUUUGGUAGCCAGACUUUAUAUCCUGGUAGCCAAAGCAACCUAUCCAAACAAUUGCACUGGUGUAGGCUGCAUAGUCGAAGAAGAUGUUUGCAAGGCGCUGAGUGCCGAAAUGGAUGGGUCCGAGCAGCUCGUACGCCGUCUCGUUGAGCUGGAGCUCUGGAGUAAGCAGUUGGGUUGUCGGAUACAGAGACCCGUUUGAAAGUAGAAGUCUGUUGUCCAUUAGUCCCAAAGCAUACUUUCCCUGGUCGUACCACUUGCAGAAUGGCAGAAAUAUCCAGCAUAGGCUUGCAAACCCGAGGAACUGCAUCACUAUUGUCCAAUACGGGCUGAGCAUCACCGAAGACGAGAUGUUGCUCCAAUCCAGCGAGAUGUUCAAAAACCCAAGUCCGCCGAGACCUGAGCCCCAAAAGUUCAGUACCGCAUUGUGAGGAGCCAUAAAGCACAAUAUGGCGACCGACGACGUCAAUGGGAAGACGAACUCGGGGAAAAACUGCCAUACAAAUAGCGACACAAGGCCAACCGUAAACACGCGCAUCUGCGAGUUCGACUGGCUCCCAGCAUGUUCCUGGGCUUUGAACAGCGAAGUUUGCAUCAACGCCUUGGGCCACACAAACUGUGGCUCGUAUAGAACAAAGUUUCUCGCAAUUGCUCCAAAAGAGUAGCCAGUCCAGACAAUGCUGUACAUGAAGACUAGUGCCACUAACGGAUGCACUUUUCGAUCGUAGUAGAUCUCCGACAGCGACAGACCGGCAGUGCCCUGGUUGCCAGUGGCUCCCGAGGCCGCUGUCAGCGUUACCAGAACAGAUUCCUUGAUAGACCAGGGGCCAGGGUUGAGGCUGAACCGAAACCCAAGCAGGUUCACAGUGGUUCGAGGCAGAACUCUCGCCAGCCACCUGCCGGCCGGGUCCGAUAGAAAUUGAACAAAUAAAAUGCUGUAAGGUGCGCUCGUGGUCCGGUACGAAUUUAAUGUGUCCACAAAUGCUCCCGGGAUGACAAAUACAAUGCUGAGCAGAAAGUAGCGGAACG